UCACGGCCUCUGUUGACAGACUGCGGUGCGCGACUGGAGCUCCACCGGGCGUGAGGUGGGGUGGGGAGAUUCUUUUAUUCAACCAGACCGGCGUGUCUCACGUAGAAUACCCGAUUAUCGCCACCUCAAAUGCCGGGAAUAGACAUUUUUACGAAGAAUAUUCAUGGCGUCGCGGUGUUGAACAUCACGUCCUCGAACGCACCAUUCAUUUUUUGCCAUACAAUGAUGCCGGCUUAAUUUUUCUCCUGGCGAUAUUUGUAAAUUUCUAAUCUAUAUAGAUGUGUUGUAGUCAUAUUGUUUGAAAGUUUUUUUCCGUUGAAACAUGGCAGGGUGUGUUUCAGAGCCGCUUUGUCGGCCGUGCGUUUACGAUGAGAAGGCGUUUAAAGUGGAGCUGCAGGUGAAGAGACCCCUGGUGCCGCUCCACCUGAGUCCUGAACAGGUGGCUCUGGAGAUGCUGUGUCUCUGUGGACAGCUGGACCUUCUCAUUAGGGCGCAGAUGCAGGAGUUUCAGGAGCAAUUAGGACUAGACUGUAGCCCCGAGGAGUCAGACACUUUCCAGCCUCAAGGAUCGGACAUUCUGGACCAGAUGCUGCAGUGCCUUGAACAUCUGCCAAAGCCUAUGCCACAGUUGGAGGAUUAUUUGGACAUGGUGGGUUUGUCGGCAAUGUUUCCGCGUGUAGAGGUGUUCCUCAUUCAAGGCAGCCCUGUGGACAUGCUGGAGAGGCCGCCAAUGGAUGACUAUUUCUCCCACAUUGCCAAAUUGAAUCAGCUCCUGGUGCUGAGUCAGCAGCUUGAGGAGGACAUCCGCCACCUGGGAAGUCAUAAGUACAUCGCCCACCAGCUCUCUGUUCUAUAUCAAGUAGUCAGCUCGUUCAGAGGAGUCCAAGUCUUCACGGAGACAAAGAAGGACAUUGAGGCCAACUUCAAGCACAUGAAGCAGUCUCUGGUGGUGGAGGAAGGCUCCAGGCAUGAACCUCAGCUGGCUGCUCAUUACAUCAACUGGAUACUAGAAGUCACUCACAACUUGACGUCGGCUGUGUUGUCGCUACCGGAUGAGCUGACGGACGACAUUCACCAAGCCGUGACCUUCAUGUCUCAGUUUGUGUCUUGAUGUUGUGGACCAAGACCCUCCUAAGGCCUACCAAUGGACUCAAUUUUUAAUUAUUAUAAUAAAGACAAUGACACGGUGCUAUGCCAUUCAACAAUGGGAUGAGAGAUGCCACUUACAGUAAAUUAAUUUUCACUGCUUUGACCUCAGUUAUAAAUC
Messenger RNA from Doryrhamphus excisus (bluestripe pipefish), 1267 nucleotides. RefSeq lists its product as uncharacterized. The record is from RefSeq and is a predicted model, not a curated record. Lineage: Eukaryota; Metazoa; Chordata; Actinopteri; Syngnathiformes; Syngnathidae.